AUGAGAUCAAACUCUUGGUUUCCACGUCUUGGGUUGCUUUAUGUGGCUUUAGUGGUAUUGAUUCCUUUUUUAGCCUCGUCUAAACAUUCAUUUGCACUUGCCGCUUCUUCUGAUGAAGAUGCUCAUGAAAAUUAUGGAACUGUUAUUGGAAUCGAUUUGGGUACUACGUACUCAUGUGUUGGUGUUAUGAAGAAUGGAAAAGUUGAAAUACUAGCCAACGAUCAAGGUAAUAGAAUAACUCCAUCGUAUGUUGCAUUCAAUGGUGAUGAAAGAUUGGUUGGUGACGCAGCCAAAAAUCAAGCUGCUUCCAAUGUCAACAACACAGUGUUUGAUAUCAAAAGAUUGAUUGGCUUAAAGUAUAAUGAUGACACUGUUCAAAAGGAAUUGAAGCAUAUGCCAUACAAGAUUGAAAACAAGGGCAACAGACCGGUUGUAUCUGUUGAAUACAAUGGCGAACAAAAAGUAUUCACACCAGAAGAAAUUUCGGGUAUGAUUUUGGGGAAGAUGAAGUCAAUCGCUGAGGAGUACCUUGGUAAGAAAGUUACCCACGCUGUUGUCACUGUUCCAGCCUACUUUAAUGAUGCCCAAAGACAAGCAACUAAGGAUGCUGGUACUAUUGCUGGUUUAAACGUUUUGAGAAUUGUUAAUGAACCAACAGCCGCCGCUAUUGCCUAUGGAUUGGACAAGACCAACGAAGAGAAGCAAAUUAUCGUUUAUGACUUGGGUGGAGGUACUUUUGAUGUCUCCUUGUUGUCGAUUGAAGGUGGUGUUUUCGAAGUCUUGGCUACUGCUGGUGACACUCACUUGGGUGGUGAGGAUUUUGACCACAAGAUUGUUAGAUACUUGGCCAAACAAUUUAAAAAGAAACACAAUAUCGAUGUUUCAUCAAACGCAAAGGCAAUUUCAAAAUUAAAGAGAGAAGCUGAAAAGGCCAAGAGAACAUUGUCAUCUCAAAUGUCAACUAGAGUUGAAAUUGACUCCUUUGUUGAUGGUAUUGAUUUUUCAGAAACUCUUUCUAGAGCCAAAUUUGAAGAAUUAAACAUGGCUUCAUUCAGAAAGACCUUGAAGCCAGUUGAACAAGUUUUGAAGGAUGGUAAUGUUAAAAAGUCCGAUAUUGAUGAUAUUGUCUUGGUUGGUGGUUCCACAAGAAUUCCAAAAGUUCAAGAAUUAUUGGAACAAUUCUUUGAUGGCAAAAAGGCAUCCAAAGGUAUUAAUCCAGAUGAAGCUGUUGCUUAUGGUGCUGCUGUUCAAGCAGGUGUCUUGAGUGGUGAAGAAGGUGUCGAUGAUAUUGUCUUGUUGGAUGUCAAUCCAUUGACUUUGGGUAUUGAAACUUCAGGUGGUGUUAUGACCACUUUGAUUAGAAGAAAUACCGCUAUUCCAACCAAGAAGUCUCAAAUUUUCUCCACUGCUGCUGAUAACCAACCAACUGUUUUAAUUCAAGUUUACGAAGGUGAAAGAACAAUGGCCAAAGACAACAACAGAUUGGGUAAAUUCGAAUUGACUGGUAUUCCACCAGCACCAAGAGGUGUUCCACAAAUUGAAGUCACAUUCUCUUUGGAUGCCAAUGGUAUCUUGAAAGUUGAAGCUGCUGAUAAGGGAACUGGUAAGUCUGAGAGUAUUACCAUCACCAACGAAAAGGGUAGAUUAUCAAAAGAAGAUAUUGAUAGAAUGGUUGAAGAAGCAGAGAAAUACGCUCAACAAGAUCAAGAAUUGAAGGAAAAGAUUGAGGCAAGAAACUCAUUAGAAAACUAUGCUCAUCUUUUGAAAGGUCAAUUGAGUGAUAAAUCUGAAACCGGUUUGGGAUCUAAAUUGGAAGAGGACGAUAGGGAAACUUUAGACGAUGCCAUCAAGGAAACUUUGGAAUUCAUCGAAGACAACUUUGAUACUGCAACUGCUGAAGAAUUCGAAGAACAAAAACAAAAAUUGAUUGAUGUUGCAAACCCAAUAACUGCCAAAUUGUAUGGCGGUGCCGGUGGAGCAGCCCCAGGAGGAGAAGGAGAUGCCAAAUUCGGCGAUGAUGACUCAGAUGAUGAUAUAGAUCAUGAUGAAUUGUAA
Lodderomyces parapsilosis is the source of this 2055-nucleotide messenger RNA. It is a transcript of the gene KAR2, whose product is annotated as Hsp70 family ATPase. The transcript has a single exon. Gene Ontology annotation, cellular component: endoplasmic reticulum lumen; endoplasmic reticulum chaperone complex; nucleus. Lineage: Eukaryota; Fungi; Ascomycota; Pichiomycetes; Serinales; Debaryomycetaceae. Gene Ontology annotation, molecular function: misfolded protein binding; ATP binding; heat shock protein binding. The coding region runs from base 1 to 2055 and encodes 684 amino acids. The record is from RefSeq and is a predicted model, not a curated record. Gene Ontology annotation, biological process: protein refolding; endoplasmic reticulum unfolded protein response; cellular response to unfolded protein.